Molecule: messenger RNA, 1624 nt
Organism: Medioppia subpectinata
Lineage: Eukaryota; Metazoa; Arthropoda; Arachnida; Sarcoptiformes; Oppiidae
Source: the annotation of a GenBank genome assembly
CAGAGAGUGUGUUAUGUUUUGUGAGCACAUCUCGACGUUUUUUCCUCUAAUGAAUCGCUAGUGAAUUGAAAACUUCUUUUUUAUUUCAUUUUGAUGUGAAUUUUUAGUUCCGUAUUAUUAAUGAAGUAUUUAAUAAUAAUAAGUGAUAUUUUGGUGGAAAUCGUGUGACCGAAGGCGAAGAAUGUCGAUCUCGAGCCAUAAGAAAGUAUUGAUUCUGUUGUGCGGUUUAAUAGAGAAUCUGAUAUUCAGCGGCACUCUGUUUGGAUGGCCGGCGCUCUUCUAUAUGUUGAAAAGCGAAGGCAUUUACGAACACUUGUGUCACACCAUUGAGAGCCAACACUACACGUCCGCCCAAAACAACAAUCUCUUUGAAAACCUAACCCUCUCUCAAGACUUGAUCAAUGAAAUCGAUUCAAACGCCACCGAAGUUAAAAAGUUCUCACAUUUCCCAGACUUACCAGUGAUUAACGCAACCAUAUAUAACGACAUUCAAAUAACACAGGACUGUUCAGCGCAGGAGAAUAUCUUAAACCUGACGUACACUAUAGGCAUCUUCGCCAUGGGAUUCACGUCCUUUAUAUGGGGUUUCCUUCUGGAGUCGUGGGGUCUAAGGAUUGUUAGGAUAUUAUUAAACAUUUUGAUCACCGGUGGAAGUGUUUUGCUUUGUCUCACGAGCAGAGAGAGAUCUUAUCUAAUAUUUCCGGCGAUAAUAUUGUUAGCGUUGGCCGGAGUGCCACUUCGUAUCGCAAACAUGCAGAUCGCCGACUACUUCCCAUCCAAGAGGUCAACAGUGAUUACGUUCUUCAGCGGCGCGUUUAGCGCCUCUCCCAUUGUGUUUGUAGUAUUGAAGUAUAUCUACGACUCCGGCGUCUUCUCCUUCUUGACUGUGAUAUUAGUUUUAGUGAUUUUGAGUCUAUUUAUGUUUCCAUUCACUUACUUCUUACUGCCGGCCAUUAGUGUCAAACAUGACGAUCACAUUAAGAAUAACAUUGAACUUCAGACCAUAGAAAAGGAUAGUUUAGGAAAACUCGCGAAAGAGACAAAUGGAAAAACUUUGAACGGAUUUAAUGGUAAAAGUUAUGACAAUAACGGAAAUGGGAUGAAAGGGGACGGCGAGGACGAGGUGUUUAUUAAGCCGGAUAGCAAACGGGUGCCGAUAGUGAUGGACAGUAACGACUCGGUGCCGCUGAAUGUGUCCCUCUGGUCGCUGGCAUUUAUGUUGCAUCAGUUGUGGUUCUCGUGGCUCAACACAUAUAUGGUAUUAUAUUCCGGUUCAAUGAACCUAUGGUUAGAUCGGGUCACGUCCGACACCGUCAUCGCCGGUGACUUUACCGAGACAUUUGGUAUGGUUCAGGUGAGCGCUCUCAUCAUCGCUCCCAUCGCCGGCCUCUUUAUGGACCGUAACAUCAAUCGCGCCAAUAAAGGCACCGAUCCUUUUGAAAACAAGUUAAGUCGAGCUCAGUCUGGAUUUCUACCCAUUUUGGUGACUACUAUUGUGCUCACCAUUUCGGUUGUCUGUCGUUUCUUCAACACUGUUGGCGCCGUUUACAGCUCUAUUGUCUUCAUUACGCUCUUGCGAUCAUUCUUAGUGGCCGUCGCCUCAGCCUAUCUUAGGAUCAGGUAA